AUGAUUGCCAAGUCCUUCGUCACUCUUCUGGCGGCCGCGAGCCUGGCCUCGGCCCAGAACCAAUGCAGCCAGAGCACUAUCAGCAUCAACUCUAACAGCGAUGCGAGCGCACUGAGGAGCUGCAAAACCUUGAAGGGAAAUGUUGUCAUCGGCAACCAGACCGACAGCACUCUGCAGCUUGAUGGACCGGAAGAGAUCCAGGGUGACUUGACCAUGGUCGACAACAAGAAGAUUGUGUCGCUGUCGAGCACCUCGCUCAAGAGAAUCACCGGCAAGAUGACGUUGGAGAGGGACGAGCUCCUGAGUGACCUGAAGUUCCCUCAGCUUAGCGAGGUGAACUCGAUCAGCUGGGUCACUCUUAGUGCCCUUUCGUCUCUUGGUACCGCCAUCAAGAAGGCGUCCACUGUCGUCAUUGCCGACACACGUAUUGAGAACCUGAACGGCCUCGAUCUCGUUACCGUCGACAACAUUGACAUCAACAACAACCAGCGUCUGCAGAAGUUUACUUCCAAGCUUGAGAGCGUCGGCACCAGCUUCAAGGCUUCCGUCAACGGUCUUGGAACAAACUUCGAUUUCCCUGCUCUCAAGUGGGUUGCCGAGAUGGCGAUUGCCAAUGCUUCCUCGUUCACCGCUCCCCAGCUUAGCAAGGUCAACAACUCAAUCUACUUUGACUUCAACUUCAUCAAGGAGGCGUCUUUCCCCAACCUGACCGCAGUUGGCAAGGACUUCUCUUUCGUUGGUAACUCGGCUCUCACCAACAUCUCCGCCCCUCAGCUUACCACCAUUGGUGGUGGACUGACCAUUGCCAACAACACUGCCCUGGAGAGAAUUGAUGGUCUUCCCAAGGUCAGGGACGUUGGCGGUGCUGUGCUCAUGCGCGGUAACUUCAAGUCUGUUGCCCUUCCCUCCCUCAACGACGUCAAGGGUGUGUUCGACACUCAGUCCACGACCGAUAUCAGCAGCUCUUGCGACACCUUCAAGAAGGCUGGCAGCAACGGCCAGAUUCAGGGCAAGGUUAUCUGCGAGUCCAACAACUCCAAGGCCAACGACGACAUCACUGCUGGUAGCGGAGGCAGCAGCAACAACAACAAGAACUCGGCUGCUGGCACCUCGAUUAACAUGGCUCUGCUUGGUCUGUCCAUAAUUGGAGGUGCUGUCGCUUCGUUCUUGUAA
Pyricularia pennisetigena is the source of this 1173-nucleotide messenger RNA. RefSeq lists its product as uncharacterized. Bases 1 to 1173 code for a protein of 390 amino acids. The transcript has 3 exons. The record is from RefSeq and is a predicted model, not a curated record. Gene Ontology annotation, biological process: fungal-type cell wall organization. Gene Ontology annotation, cellular component: fungal-type cell wall; plasma membrane. NCBI's taxonomy places the organism in Eukaryota, Fungi, Ascomycota, Sordariomycetes, Magnaporthales, Pyriculariaceae.